This is a messenger RNA of Lentinula edodes (shiitake mushroom), 1152 nucleotides long. RefSeq lists its product as uncharacterized. The coding region runs from base 1 to 1152 and encodes 383 amino acids. The transcript has 7 exons. Gene Ontology annotation, biological process: DNA damage tolerance; protein monoubiquitination. Gene Ontology annotation, molecular function: single-stranded DNA binding; ubiquitin protein ligase activity. The record is from RefSeq and is a predicted model, not a curated record. Gene Ontology annotation, cellular component: Rad6-Rad18 complex; nucleus. Lineage: Eukaryota; Fungi; Basidiomycota; Agaricomycetes; Agaricales; Omphalotaceae.
AUGUCUGAUGUCCAAGACCCUUCCGAUUUCCCACAACAGUCUGAAGCUCCUGGUCUACGCCUACUUGAUUCUGCUCUACGAUGCACAAUCUGUUCAGAACUAUUUGAUGGGCCUGUAACUCUCAAAUGUGGGCACUGUUUUUGCUCUUUGUGCAUUCGACAAGCAUUGGCUGAAAAGCAAGAAUGCCCUGCUUGUCGCGAGUCCGAUGUAAAUGAAGGUCAUUUGCGAAAGAACCCGGCAAUGGAAGAGGCAGUCGCUGCGUGGAAGGAAUGUAGACCAUAUAUACUUCAGGUCCUUGACGAGAAUAGCCGGCGGGUUCAAGUUGAAUCAUCCAGACCUUCCAAAAGGCGGAGGUUACAUGACGAGUUAGAGUCAACCAGCGAAAUCAUCUACGUUGAAUCUACGGCGUUUCAGGAUUCAUCCACUCCCACUCAUUCUGAACAAGCCGAAUCAGAUACGCCAAAUUCAAACAAAAAGGACACCCAGUCUGCACGACCCGACGAUCUCAUCGACUGUCCUUUGUGCAAUAAGCGCGUCAAAUUCAAAGAUAUCAAUCGACAUCUAGAUGAACAAUGUCGGGAUGAGCACGAACCUGUUCGCUCAUCGUCUAAGUCUCAAUGGGACAGUAUACUCGGUUCCAAAAGUAAGGUUCAAAGUUCAAAGAAGAGGCAAAAGGAGAGAGUAUUACCGGAGGAUAUGGAUGAUUCCCUGCCAACAAAGUCCUACGAUACUUUGAGAGACAAAGCAAUCAGAGAUUUACUGCACGAACAUGACUUACUCACAACCGGGGACCGUAAGACGAUUGUCGCACGACACCAGCGCUGGGUCAUCAUAUACAAUGCCAAUCUAGACAAGACGCAUAAAAUGCGCAAAUCUUUGACCUCUCUUCGACGCGACUUACGGGAUUGGGAAACGCAGCAAAAGAACAAAACGAAGCAUGAUCUUCCAGAUCCUACUGCGUAUCAGAUACAACAAAAAUCAGAAUUCGACAUGUUGGUGGAGGCCGCGAGACCAAAGGAAACUUCUAGUGCUAUUCGAAAAACAUUAUCUCGUCAUGGACAGACGGAACUUAGUGAUAGCUCAAGAUCAAGAACCAAGAGCUUGUCUCCUGCCGAGACUAUCAUCAUCGUUGACUGUGAAGGGGAAAAUUAG